Molecule: messenger RNA, 1046 nt
Organism: Sorex fumeus (smoky shrew)
Lineage: Eukaryota; Metazoa; Chordata; Mammalia; Eulipotyphla; Soricidae
Gene: NPDC1
Product: neural proliferation, differentiation and control 1
Exons: 9
Coding region: 74-982 (302 amino acids)
Cellular component (GO): membrane
Source: RefSeq, a predicted model, not a curated record
CGCCCCGCACCUCCCCGGCCAGGCCGCGCCCGCCCCGCGCCGGGCCAUGCUGCCCCGGCGGCCGCGCUGAAGGAUGCCGACCCCGCGCCCCGCGCCCUCGCCGCGGCCCGUGCGCCUGCUGCGGCUGCUGCUCUCCGGCCUCGUCCUCGGCGCGGCCCUGCGCGGGACCGGCGCCGCCGCCGGCCGCCCGGAUGCUGCCUCCUGCCCUGGGAGCCUGGACUGCGCCCUGAGGCGUCGGGCUCGGUGCCCCCCGGGAGCCCACAUGUGCGGGCCGUGCCUCCAGCCCUUCCAGGAGGACCUGCAGGGGCACUGCGUGCCCAGGGCGCAUCGGCCACUGGGGGCUGGUACCACCCGGCCACCACUGGAGGAUGAGAUCGACUUCUUGGCCCAGGAGCUCGCUCAGCGGGAGGGAGGACACGCCCAGCCUGCUGCCACUCCGGCACUCUCGGAUCCUGGCCCGCCCCCCACCCGGGGGGCCCCGGCGCCCACACCCCACAGAUCCCUGGCCUCCACCAUGGGGCCCGUGCACAUGGCCCCCCUGGGACCCCGGGGCCUGCACAGCCACGCCUUGGUCCUCGUGUUGAUCCUGGCCUGCUCUGUGGCCGGUGCUGCAGCCUUGGUCAUGGCCGUUCUCUGCUGGUGCCGGCUGCAGAGGGAGAUCCGGCUGACCCAGAAGGUGGACUACGUGGCCCCGCAGGCGGCCAGCUGCCCCACAGACCCCAGCCCCUCGCCUGGCGACCAGAGGCUGGCGCACAGCGCCGAGGUGUACCACUACCAGCAUCAGCGGCAGCAGAUGCUGUGCCUGCAGCGGCACCAGGAGCCGCCCGCAGGGCCCGAUGUUGCCACCGCCGCCUCGGACGAGGAGAAUGAAGAUGGAGACUUCACGGUGUACGAGUGCCCGGGCCUGGCCCCGACCGGAGAGAUGGAGGUGCGCAACCCGCUGUUCAACCACGCCUCGCUGUCCACGCGGGAACCGCAGUGACCGCUCUCUGGGAGGACGAGGCCACGUCGGCGAGACCCUUGGCUUGGCAACCCGCCAGGCAUCU